Messenger RNA from Panicum virgatum (switchgrass), 1398 nucleotides. RefSeq lists its product as uncharacterized. NCBI's taxonomy places the organism in Eukaryota, Viridiplantae, Streptophyta, Magnoliopsida, Poales, Poaceae. The transcript is spliced from 2 exons. Bases 176 to 835 code for a protein of 219 amino acids. The record is from RefSeq and is a predicted model, not a curated record.
UCUCUCUCUCUCUCUCUCUCUCUCUCCGAUCGUCCAGCCAGCGCCUCGCCAUCCCGGGGCAGAGAUAUAUAAAUACACCAUCUUGAUCGGUGGGCAUGGGUGUCGUCUGAGCCACCUGCCGGGGGCCCGCGGGCGCCAUUGAUGAGAGCACGGUUGUUCGUGGCGGCCGGACGCGAUGUCCGUUGUGGCGGCGGCUGCGGCUGCGGCCGUGGGGCCCGGCGCCGGGGCGGCGGCGGCGUCCUACGGGCAGAUGUGCGGCGGCGGGGCGAGGAAGAGGAAGGACGUGGUCCUGGACCAGGAGGCGGAGGCGGAGGCGGAGGCGGAGGCGGAGGCGGAGGCGCGGGGUGACGGCGGCGGCGUCGCGGCGCACCGGCAGCCGCUCGCGGGGCUGUUCGUGCUGGAGACGGUGGAGGAGGCGGCUGAAGAGGAGAGGUCGUCCAUCGGCGCGGCGUCGGAGGACGAGGAGGAGGAGGAGGGGGAGGAGGCGGACAGCGGCGGCGGCGCAUCGGCGCCGGCGAGGAGGAAGGGCGGCGCGCUCGCGUGCAUGGACGCCCUCGACGACGCGCUCCCCGUCAAGAGGGGCCUGUCCAACUUCUUCUCCGGCAAGUCGCGGUCGUUCGCGAACCUGCAGGACGCGGCGUCCGCGGUGAGCAGCGCCCGGGACCUGGCCAAGCCGGAGAACCCGUUCAACAAGCGGCGGCGCGUGCUCCGGUGCUGCUCCAUCCGGCGGGUCGCGUCCACCUCGCUCACCGCGCUGCCGCCCUUCCUCCCGCCCACCGCCGCCGCCACCACCGGGAGCAAAGGCGCCGACGACGGCGCCGGCGGCAGUGGCUAGCUGAAGGACGGUACAAAUCGACGAGGAAGACCGAAGACAAGGCGGCCGGGCGAUCGAAAAUGCACGCAAUGGAUGGAUGGAUCGAUCCUUGGUCAUAGUUUAGGAUCCCGUCUCAUCGACCAUGGCGGUAUACAUACAUACAUACUUAAUUAGUGCUAGGUGUUAAUUAAAAUCUCUUCUUUGUUUUAGACACCAGCAAGCAAUCAACAAGCACUUGUUCAUCGUAGCUUAAAUUGCAUUGAUUUUCAGCUGACCUCCAGAUCCAAUAUAAUCCAAGAGAGCGUGAGCACCAGACGAGUGAUGGUGUUGCCUGGUGCUACCUGCUGUGAUCCCAUUGGAGAGAGAGAGAGAGGGGCUAACCUUUCUGAUAAACAAGUAUAUUGGCUCCCUUUUCCAUCCUAAUCUGUUCAUUGGUACUUUGGUAGUGAGUUUGCGUAGUCUAAUCCUAAAUACUCCCAUUUCUAGCAAGCAAUAGCUUUAGUAUGCAUACAAGAUCAGCCUAGCCUUUUUAUUUGUCGACUGAAAGAGCAAGAUUCGUUUCAAAAGAAAGAAAGAAAGAAAGA